AUGGGCCCCAAAAACACCUCGCCCGAGAUGAGUGAAGAGCAAACCCUCUCGCUCGUCGCACAGAUCAAGGAUUGGCAGGUCCAAACGGAAACCGAGUGUAGCGUCUCCACGCACCCCGUCGGGGUCUCGAAGUGGGGGCUCCAGUGCUUCCCGACUCCUUGGCCUCGUGCCAAGUUCCAGCAAGCGCUGGAGAUACAGGAAAUCUACAAUCGGCUAUACUGCGCCGUCGCCGAAGAUGAGCAGUGGAUUUACGGCGCCAUUCGAGACAUUCUCCCUGUCGAACCCCUUGCGGCAGCGCUUUGGGGUAUUUAUGAAGCAGCUAGGGAAACCGGGUUGGUCCAGAACGUUUCUGUCGGCAUCUUUCGCUCGGACUAUAUGCUUCAUCUGAACGCUGGGACCCGGCCGGAUUCCCCGGGGGCGAUGUUUGAAACGAGCCUGAAACAGAUUGAAUUGAACACCUUCUCCUGUUCGGGUGCCGCCCAUGCCAACAAAGUCGGGGAUAUGCAUCGCUAUCUCGCUCGAACGGGGAUCUACAAUGUGGGUGGCACCACAUUGGAUAUUCCAUCCCUUCCGGUCAAUCACAAUAUCGCGACCCUCGCCUCCGGCCUCGCAUUGGCCCACGCUACUUACGGUGGGCCUCGAAGUAAAGAAGCCAAAGAGACGGCCGUGCUGAUGGUGGUACAGCCAUUCAAUUUCAACAUCGCCGACGAGCGCCCGAUCGAAUACGCGCUCUGGAAUCGAUCAGACCCGGUGCCGACCUAUCGACUUGACUUUGGUCCCGAUGUACUCGAACACACUUGGCUCACGGAGGAAAGAGAGUUACUCUACCAUCCGCCCUGGCAAGCGUCGACGACCCCUGUGGAAAUAUCGGUUGUGUACCUGCGUGCUGGGUAUGAGGCGCACGAGUACGACCACGUCGGCUGGGAGGCACGCCUGCAAUUGGAGACCUCAGUCGCCAUCAAGUGCCCUUCUCUCCUCUCCCACAUGACGACCUUUAAGAAGGUCCAACAGGCACUGACCGUCCCCGGGGCGCUGGAGACGUUCCUCUCCGAGUCGGAGGCUGCGGCCCUCCGGGAGACGUUUGUGCCUGUCUACCCAUUAGAUGAGUCCGAGCAGGGCCGCUAUGCGCGAGACCGGGCGUGUGAUCCCGUUCAAUCGGCCCAUUACAUUUUAAAGCCCUCCUUGGAAGGGGGCGGGCACAAUGUGUACGGAACAGAUAUCCCAGGCUAUCUGGCGUCGAUGCCCCAGUCGAAGUGGUGCUCCUACAUUUUGAUGGAGCGAGUCCAGCCGCCACUUCAGCACGGUCUUCUCAUGAGCCCAGCCGGCAUUGACAGCGGGGAGGUUGUUUCCGAGCUCGGCGUCUUGGGAUGUUGCCUGUGGCAAUCCAACCACACGUCCGACCGUCGGUGCACGAUGCUCCACAAUUCGGUGGGUGGCUGGACCUUCAAAACCAAAUAUGCCGAAAUCGACGAAAUGAGUGUGGUCAAGGGCUACGGAUGCUUCGAUACGCCGCGGUUGAUGGAUUCCUGA
Messenger RNA from Penicillium canariense, 1530 nucleotides. Its product is annotated as glutathione synthetase. Gene Ontology annotation, molecular function: glutathione binding; ATP binding; glutathione synthase activity. Gene Ontology annotation, cellular component: cytosol. The record is from RefSeq and is a predicted model, not a curated record. The transcript is spliced from 4 exons. Bases 1 to 1530 code for a protein of 509 amino acids. Lineage: Eukaryota; Fungi; Ascomycota; Eurotiomycetes; Eurotiales; Aspergillaceae. Gene Ontology annotation, biological process: glutathione biosynthetic process.